This is a messenger RNA of Rhododendron vialii, 860 nucleotides long. Its product is annotated as adenylate kinase isoenzyme 6 homolog. The coding region runs from base 154 to 690 and encodes 178 amino acids. NCBI's taxonomy places the organism in Eukaryota, Viridiplantae, Streptophyta, Magnoliopsida, Ericales, Ericaceae. The transcript is spliced from 3 exons. Gene Ontology annotation, cellular component: nucleus; cytoplasm. The record is from RefSeq and is a predicted model, not a curated record. Gene Ontology annotation, molecular function: ATP binding; ATP hydrolysis activity; AMP kinase activity.
AGAAGGACCAUGUAAACAAACUUUGGUCUUUACCAAAAAAAAAAACCAAACUUUGGUCACUCGGACUCCACUUCAAAAGCUAACCCACAGACAGAGCGGAGAAUAUAGCUUCCUCCCUAUCCCCUGACAAACCCUAGUUUUACAACUACAACUAUGGAGCAAAGUAGCAGCGGCAGGAAGAAGCCGAACGUACUGGUGACGGGGACCCCGGGGACUGGCAAAACGACGGCGUCGUCGUUCCUGGCGGAAGCCACCCAGCUCCGCCACGUAAAAGUCGGGGACCUCGUCAGAGACAAGAACUUGCACGACGGCUGGGACGAACAGUUCGAAUGCCACGUCAUCAACGAAGACCUCGUGUGUGAUGAGCUUGAGGACAUGAUGGAAGAAGGGGGAAACAUUGUGGACUACCAUGGUUGUGACUUCUUUCCCGAGCGUUGGUUUGAUCGUGUGGUGGUGCUUCAAACUGAGAACUCUGUAUUGUAUGAUCGCUUGAGUAAGAGAGGUUACACUGGUGCAAAGCUCACGAACAACAUCGAAUGUGAGAUAUUUCAAGUAUUGCUGGAGGAGGCCAAAGAUAGUUAUCCAGAAGAUAUCGUGGUCGCAUUAAGGAGUGACACUAUUGAUGAUAUAAACAGGAAUGUGGCGACUCUUACGGAUUGGGUUAGGAAUUGGUGCCCAAAACCUGAAUGAUAUCAACAUCCAUGUUUUUCCUUCGUCCUAUGUAUUUUUGUAAUGUGAUGUGAACUCUUGAAGUUAUAUGCCUUGAUGGCUGAUGCAUCAUUUGGCAUGUUUUUUUUUGCCCUGUAUCUUUCUUGGAUUAGGAUAGUUAAUAGAAAUGACACUUUUUUUUUUUGUGCUAA